Molecule: messenger RNA, 5728 nt
Organism: Melopsittacus undulatus (budgerigar)
Lineage: Eukaryota; Metazoa; Chordata; Aves; Psittaciformes; Psittaculidae
Gene: TBX1
Product: T-box transcription factor 1
Exons: 10
Coding region: 2096-3637 (513 amino acids)
Biological process (GO): positive regulation of DNA-templated transcription; regulation of transcription by RNA polymerase II; cell fate specification
Cellular component (GO): nucleus
Molecular function (GO): DNA-binding transcription factor activity, RNA polymerase II-specific; RNA polymerase II cis-regulatory region sequence-specific DNA binding
Source: RefSeq, a predicted model, not a curated record
CGCGGCGCAUCUGCAGCAUAGCCUGAGCGCAGGGUGCGCGGGGGAACCGGGCCUGUGGGACCUGGGCACCUCCGCAGCAAAAAGCCGUGGCUCGGUGGGAACGCGGCCGUCCGUGCCUGAGGGCACCUGUACCGGCCCGUAGGGAGCGGUGCCAGCGGGAAAACACCUGAGAGGGAGGACGAAGGCAGCAGCCCACGGGGUCCGCCUCGCCAGAAAGGUCUGAGGGAUUGCAAGGCUUUUGCACCACCGGCAUCUGGGUGUUUCGGGCUGAAGCAGUUGUGUGUCCACAGAGCGGGGAGGAGGUGUCCUGCCCUUAUUCCCUGUCGAGCUCUAGGAGUUUCUGCAGAGCAGAGCCGUUCCCAGCGGAGAAGCAGCGGGACAACCUCGACCUUCCCUCUCACCUGCUCGGCCGAGGUGUGAGGAGCACCCCGGGGAAGCAGAACGCCCCCCUCGCCCUCUCCCUGGUGCCCUUCCGACAGCUCCCGCGCUCUAUCAGUUUCUCUCCAGGGCCCAGGGACGACUGCACAGCCCCGGACAGAUCCUUGCUAACGGCGGGGUUAGCAGCCCUUCAUCGAGGCUGGACGCUCUUUGCAGAGCUCCGGCGAUGCUGAAGGACUGGGGAAGGGGACAGUGCCCGCUGGACGAGAUGCCUGGCAAAGGCGGCCUCUGGUUUGAGGCCCUUUUGGCGUGCAGGAGAGGGGAUAACGCCGUUUACAGCACUGCGCCGUGCCACCCGCUCCCUCGGCUUUGCUCUGCCGCUGUCGGGUUCCCCCGUCGCGGGGGAGCCAGGGCUGGUUUCGCUAUCCCGUCGUCUCAGUUCUGUUCAGAGCUGCUUACACGUGGGGGUGCGGGAGCGGGCCAGCGGGGUCUUAGGGGUCAUGGGGCCGCAGGGCAGGCUGGCAACGAUUCCCGGAGACCGCUAAUUCGCGACCCCGCCGGGCAGGCCGAGGGGCUCGUCCGUGCCCAGGCUGAACUCGACGUAUCGCUGCUUCCAGCGCUGCUUCCAGCGGCUUUAUCUAAGGAGCAGGGAAGGAGAAAGGGAUAAAGCCAGGAAACGAUGCGGGCAAUAAAGUCAAGGGCAGCAACCUCGACUCUGCUGGGGUGCUGGAUUCGGGUUUUUUUCUUAAUUUUCAAGGAAGGGGAAAUUUUGUUUCCUUCUGGGGCAGAGGCUGCUCAGAACCGGGCACACCUCUGGGAAAGGCUGGUGCCUGUUCACAUCAGCCCUUCAGCUCCCUGAGGCGGCUUGCAACUCACGCCAGCGGUUCUUCGCUUUCCUCCGAUAUUGCCCCAAAGUCUCCUAACGAAAUCCCUUUCCCUCCUCCCUGUAUUGCCGCCAGGUAAGCGGCGUGGGUCAGCAUUGGGACACUCUUCUGUUUGGCGUGUUCCUGAGCUCAGGGUAGAAAGUGCCCCGGUCGGGAAUCCCGCUGCAAGCAACAGCAGAGAAACAAAACACCGAUCGUGUCACGCUCUGCCCUUAUGCCGUUAGCUGCAGGAACAUAUGCUCAAAUAUGUAAGAGUAGUCUAGAUUUUUCUCUGCAAAUAUUUUUACCACAUCCAAAGAUAAUAUUUCAACAGAAGAAUCAAGCCCCGCAGGCUACAGACAGGGCAGCUAUAUAUAACCCGCUUGCUCACUCCGGCUCUCCGCGCAUCGCUUGGGUUAUGCAACCCCCAUCGCGGCGGUAGCCACCGGCGCGCCCCACGGCUCCGCCCGCCCCGUCGGGGCAUAUCCCCCGGGACCUCGGUGCAGCCACCCGCCUGGAGGGACCGGCACCGGGACUGGGACCGGGGCCGGGACUGGGACCAAGGCCGGGACUGGAACCGGGGCCGGGCCGGCCCGGCAGGGCUCGCCCAGCGCCGAUGUGGAGGAAGGGCCCGGGGGACGCCGCAGCGCUCCGAAGGGUCGGUGCCGGGCGGUGAGUAGCGUCUCACCCUCGUCAGGACAGGGCGGGGAACCGGGAAAGCCGUCCACGGUAGCCAGCGGAGAGCGGCCCCCGGUCCAGUCGCCGCCGCCGCCGAGCAAGCAGGGAAGGGAGCGCUGGAGGAGCGGCGCGGCGGCCGCAGCGCGCCCGCCCGCCCCGGCUGCCGCUCGCAGAAGAUGCACUUCAGCACCGUCACCAGGGACAUGGAAGCUAUCUCCAGCCCCUGGCUCACCCAGCUGUCCCAUUUUUGCGAUGUUGCAGCUUUCACGGCCAACAGCCUGAGCAGCCUGAACGCCUCCGGGGGGUACCACCUCUCCCCUUCCCCGGGGGACCCGUACGGACAGCAUGAACCGCCACACUACGAGCCUUGCACGGCUCAGCAGCAUCCGCACCCGCAGCCACAGCCCCAGCACGGCUACCCCUUCGGCGGGGCGGCGGCGGCAGCCGGGGCCAAUCCGCCGCCCCCAGGCCCCGAGCCGCCCGAGGGCGCCGGGGGAGCCGCCGCGGGGCCGGCCGCCGUCUCGGGCUGCUCCACGGGGUCGGCCACCGCGGCUAAGGCGCCAGUGAAGAAGAACCCGAAGGUGGCCAACGUGAGCGUCCAGUUGGAGAUGAAGGCUCUGUGGGACGAGUUCAACCAGCUGGGCACCGAGAUGAUCGUCACCAAGGCCGGCAGGCGCAUGUUCCCCACCUUCCAGGUGAAGAUAUUCGGGAUGGACCCUAUGGCAGACUACAUGCUCCUCAUGGAUUUCGUCCCUGUGGACGACAAAAGAUAUCGGUACGCCUUCCACAGCUCCUCCUGGCUGGUGGCCGGCAAAGCCGACCCCGCCACCCCCGGGAGGGUGCACUACCACCCCGACUCCCCGGCGAAAGGGGCGCAGUGGAUGAAGCAGAUCGUUUCGUUCGAUAAGCUCAAACUGACCAACAAUUUACUGGAUGACAACGGGCAUAUCAUUUUGAACUCCAUGCACAGAUACCAGCCGCGUUUUCACGUGGUCUACGUGGACCCCCGGAAAGACAGCGAGAAAUACGCGGAGGAGAACUUCAAAACCUUCGUCUUCGAGGAGACGCGCUUCACAGCCGUGACCGCCUACCAGAACCACCGAAUCACACAGCUGAAGAUCGCCAGCAACCCUUUCGCCAAGGGAUUCAGAGACUGUGACCCUGAGGACUGGCCCAGGAAUCACAGGCCAGGGGCCCUUCCUCUCAUGAGUGCUUUUGCCAGAUCCCGGAAUCCAGUCUCUUCCCCGGCACACCAGAAUGGGACAGAGAAAGAUGCUGCCGAGAGCCGGCGGGAGUUCGAGCGGGAGGCGGCCGGCGGGACGGCGCUGCACGCCGAGGCCGCGCACCAGCAGCUCAUGUCCCGCGUGCUCAGCCCCGCGCUGCCGGGCGGCGGCGGCGGCCUGGUGCCCCUGGGCGGUGCGGGCGGCGGCCGGCCCAGCCCUCCCCACCACGAACUGCGCCUGGAGCCCGCCGCCUCGGAGCCGCUCCACCACCACCCCUACAAGUACCCGCCGGCGGCGGCUGCCGCCUACGACCACUACCUGGGGGCGAAGAGCCGGCCCGCGCCCUACCCCCUCCCCAGCAUCCGCGGGCACAGCUACCACCACCACCACCACCACCAUCACCACCACAUGAACGCGGCGGCCGCGGCGGCGGCGGCUGCCAACAUGUACUCGUCGUCCGGCGCUCCCGCCAGCUACGACUACGGGCCCAGAUAACGGGGCCACCGACGGCGCGAGAGACUGGCUGCGGCCGCGCGUGCAGCGACCGUUACCGUCCUUUCUCCCCCUUCCCGCCUUUCCCUCUGUCCCCGCCUCACGAGUGAGCUGAUAGGCCAGCUUGUCCUGACCGACACCCGCCGAGACCAAUGGCAGGAAGCCGGAGCCCCCGUCCCGCUCCCCACCCGUCGGCGGGCCGCGAGGCGGUGUGUGGUGAGGGGUCGGGGUGGGUUGAGCGUUGUCCGCCGCGGUGUGACCCGCAGCUGCACUUUGAUAAAUGAAGCCAUAUGUCGUUCUGUAUCUUCACCCUACCCCCGCGCCUCCGUUAAGCUGUGCCCUCGAGCGCGCCGGGCACUGAGGACCGCUGGAAGCGGUGGGAGGACGGGGAGCAGCAGCGGUGAGGUGAUGCGCACCCUUCUCAUUCACCCACCGGGUCUUUCGAUGGAGGUUUGUUUUUGCAGGUGUCACGGGUAUUUCGCAGCCCAGCGGGGUGUGUACGGUCAGCACUGGGCAGGGAGAGCUGCGGGGAUGGUCGUGAGCACCGGCGGUACCGGGCCCCGGGGUAGGGUGUAAUUCUGCUCGGGUCGGUGUCAGUCUUUGCUGGGGGAUGCUUGGUCUCAUUUGCAGGUGGCUCAGGUGGUUCUGUGAGGACUGUCACAGGAGGCACAGUUUAGCUUAAGGGAACACUUUGAAUCUUCACUGUCAGAACUAAUGGCCCACUUCUCCUCCAGUCCCGACCUUCCCCUGAGUUUUGGGCUUCAUUGGGGCGGCUUAACCACAACAGCAUUUUCUGGAGCUGUUGAGAAGAGCCCAUGGCCAAGAGCAUGCCGUGUAUAUCUUCUGGUUUUCACAACAGUGGAUGCUAAGGUUUAGAAACCAGCCUGGGGUGAGGGAAUACUAACAGUUUAGGCUGUGUACUCCCAGCAAUAGUUUGUAAACUGUCUGCUUCCCAGGCAGCCUCACAGUACUGCCUUUCUACAUCCUUCCUCGAGCUCUUGACUCCCAUUGAGAAGUGCCUUUUAGAGGAGCUUCAGGGUUUUUCCCCCCAAAUGCCUCACCCUUUAUAUUUGGCUGACCCAAACUGCAGUAGUCCCAAAGCACCUAUUCUGCACCUACCUGCUUGCUGCAUCUCCCCUCUUAAAGCUGGUAAGUACUUUUUCCUUUUUUCCCUUUAACAUCUUCCUUCAGUAGUAGUCUUUCCGUAUUGUUGAAAGGAUGGGCCUGGCCUGUUCAUCACAGCUUCUCUGGUGAUGUGCUUUGGACAGUUGGUUUGUGUUUUUUGUCAGAUGCUCACCAAGUGGCAGUCCCUUUAUAUUCAGAGAAGGUGUUGAGCAGCCCCUCAGCUGUGUUGGCAUACAGUAUUAUGAACAUUUUUAAUUCUUCCACUAGUCUAUGAAAAGAAGGGGCUUGUCUUUUUGAACGUUCUCUACUCAUCCAUGUUUGUGCAUUUCUACUACAAACCUUUUAAAACAUAAUCUUUCCCUUGAGCAGGUGGCAGUGUUAAUAGCAAUGUUUAUUCAGUUUCUGGCAGUGGGCUUUGGGCUUCCAAAAUAUUUUGGAAGGGUUUAAGAAGGGAUACAGGCUAACAUGAGUAUUUUAUGUAUUUUUUUUCUGUUGUAAAAACCUCAUAUAUCUGGAUCCAUGAAAAGACUUGUGCAAAAAAUAUGUAUUUUAUUCGAUAUUUGCAGUGAAUUGUGAGAUUCUUAGUGUCUGACUAAACCAUAAUUAAUGUUCUCAGAAAGGUUGAUGUAAAAUAGCCUUGUGCUUAUUAUUAGUCAGUCGGAAAUGGCUCUUGGAUGUGCUCUGUUGCUUUGCCGCUGUUACUUCAGAGUUUUCAGUAUGAUUUGUUACCUGUAAACUGAUUAGUGCCAAAGCUUUGGUCAAAUGUUUAAUGAAGUUGUUAUAUUUAUUAUUUCUUUCAAAGAUUAUACAAACACUUCUUUUUUUUUGUUCUUGAUAGCUGCAAUGUAGGAAAAAAGUGAAAACAACCAAAGAAUCACAUCUGCAAACAUUGUAGAUACAUGUAGAUAUCUGUAGAUAUAUGUAGAUAAUCUUAUUUCAUUUAAAUUGAAAAGACAUUGGACAGUGACA